UGAAGAGAGGCAUGAAAUCAGUUGCACUGCACAAGAUCCUUCCAUCUUUGCUCUCCUCUCUCUUCCCCCGAUAUGGUCUCGUGUCUCGUGACCUGACCUCUGACCCCAUGUGUUUCUUUAUUCACAGCUGCGGCGAUACUACUCCAGGCUUUGAGCACCCCGAACGCAGUUUUACACGGAUGGGUCAGCCUACUAUCAUGGUAACCGCCCGUCGAUGGGUAGGAGACGGAGUUCUGGUGGAUCCCAGCCACACGGCUUCAAUGGUCCUCCUCAUCCAUCACCUCUCCAUUCUAGCCUACAAUCAGGCGCCGGGCGUAGCGGCCUCAUCAUGA
Molecule: messenger RNA, 332 nt
Organism: Acaulospora colombiana
Lineage: Eukaryota; Fungi; Glomeromycota; Glomeromycetes; Diversisporales; Acaulosporaceae
Source: the annotation of a GenBank genome assembly